Messenger RNA from Fonsecaea erecta, 1809 nucleotides. RefSeq lists its product as hypothetical. The transcript has 3 exons. Gene Ontology annotation, molecular function: oxidoreductase activity; FAD binding. The record is from RefSeq and is a predicted model, not a curated record. Bases 1 to 1809 code for a protein of 602 amino acids. NCBI's taxonomy places the organism in Eukaryota, Fungi, Ascomycota, Eurotiomycetes, Chaetothyriales, Herpotrichiellaceae.
AUGCGUUCUGGCAAGAUGAUGAGCCGAUUUCGCCUCGCAAUCCUCUGCUGCGUCUUUUUCCUCUCAAACGCGACUCAAGCAGUUCCCCAGCAAUACUGCAAACCCGUCGUAGGUACCCCAGGUUGGCCUUCCAUCUCCGACUGGCAUGCUUUGAACGACACUGUCUCCGGUCACCUCAUCACUCCUGUGCCCCCAGGGUUGGUCUGUCAGACCAACAGUUCGGUGUACAGCGCGCAGGCUUGUGGUCAGCUUCUUGCUCAGUGGAGCAAUUCGUCCUUCCAUGCCGAGGAUCCCUUCACGACCGACUACAACGAUGACUCUUGCCUUCCUGAUCCUCGAGCCCCAUGUUCUACGGCACUUCUCCCAGCCUAUGUGGUCAAUGCCACCAAUGUGGCUGAUGUUCAGGCCGCUUGCCGGUUUGCCUACAAGACUGGGGUUAGACUCAUUGUCAAGGGAACAGGCCAUGACUUUCUAGGACGAUCAUCUGGCCGAAGCUCUCUUUCAAUCUGGACGCAUAACAUCCGUGGCGUCAACGUCACGAUGGGGGAUUCUCGAGCCAAGCGAUACGGUGGUGUUGCCUCCGUCAAGAUUUCUGCCGGCAUGCGCUUUGGCGAAAUCUACCAAGCAGCUUCCUCGUACAACCUUACCUUAGUCGGUGGUGCAGAUCCUAAUGUGGGCAUUGGUGGGUGGGUUACUGGGGCUGGACAUGCUCCGAUCAGCGCUCUCUACGGCCUGGGGGCAGAUCAAGUCCUCGAGAUGGAGGUUGUCACAGCCAAUGGGACAUAUCUGACUAUCAACGAGGACUCUUACCCCGGCCUCUUCUGGGCGAUGCGAGGUGGCGGUGGUUCCACCUUCGCAGUCCUCAUCUCUGUCACUGUCAGAGCAUAUUCAGUCCUACCCACGACGGUGUAUGCGUUCAACUACAACACCACUGCAAACAGCGAUACGUUCUGGUCCUUGGUAGCAUAUUUCCACAACCAGUUGCCCGAGCUCUCCGACGCAGGUGUCAUGGGUUACUAUUUCAUCAUGCCCAACAACAGUGCGGCACAAUCCGACCCCGCCCGUAUGGGCUCGGUCUGGGGCAUCUGGUUGGUCCCGCACAAGACCAUUGAAGAAGCCCAGAAAAUAUUGAUGCCCAUGGAACAAACCAUCAGCAACAACUCACACAACUGGACGGACGUGGUCUUUCUCAGCAAUUCCUCUGUGGCGGUGCCGGACUUCACUAAAUUCUGGCUCACUGUCAUUACGUCGCAGAGCGUAGGAUCAGAAGUCCGGCUAGGGUCUCGCCUCUUGGACCGAGCCGCGCUCAAAACUGUUCCAACAAAAUUGAAGAGUCUCUUCAAGCAGGCGAAUCCUCUCCCACAGUAUUCGAUCCUGGGGCAUCUCGUGGCAGGCAAGGGUGUCAGGACUGUCAGGAACGGAAUCCCCGGAGGAAGUAACUCCGUCUUGCCCGCGUGGCGCGAUGCAUACGUACACGUCGUCCUUCCACGAUCGUGGGCGUUUCUGAACGAGACGCAAAAGAUUGCGACAACCACACAGCUCCGUAAUGUCGAAACAGAAGCCCUCCGCGAACUGGCGCCCAACAUGGGAGCGUACGUCAACGAAGCAGACCCGACUGAACCACACUGGCAGAGGACGUUUUGGGGAUCAAACUAUGCCAGACUGCUGCAAUUGAAGCAAUUUUGGGAUCCUAAGAGCGUAUUCUGGUGCGUGCCUUGCGUGGGUCACAUGGAUGGCUGGGAGGUUGUUAGCCAGGUCGGUGUGGAGGGCGCGGUGGGCGAGUCUCCAGGGAGAAUCUGCCGGACUUGA